Messenger RNA from Chinchilla lanigera (long-tailed chinchilla), 4793 nucleotides. RefSeq names its product SH3-domain binding protein 4 (gene Sh3bp4). Gene Ontology annotation, molecular function: protein binding. The transcript has 5 exons. The record is from RefSeq and is a predicted model, not a curated record. Bases 259 to 3150 code for a protein of 963 amino acids. Lineage: Eukaryota; Metazoa; Chordata; Mammalia; Rodentia; Chinchillidae. Gene Ontology annotation, cellular component: cytoplasm.
GGACAGCUCAGAGCCUUUAUCAGAUUCCGGAGGGAUCCACACCCUCAAAAAAGGCAACUGCCGCUGACUUGGAAGAAGACCUAAGACAGCCCGUGAACAUGGAGAUAGAGAAGCGAGGACCACGGUGCUCAGCUGAAAGCAGAACACAGGAGAAGUACACUGCCAAGUUGACACCGCCGUGCAGGAAGCUGCCGCCAGCGUGGAUAGAGGGAGGAGGAGGCAUGAGACCUUAGCGCCUGGGCAGGCAGGCGGUCCGGGAUGGCGGCCCAGCGGAUCCGGGCGGCCAACUCCAGCGGCCUCCCCCGGUGCAAGUCAGAGGGGACCCUGAUCGACCUGAGCGAGGGGUUUUCAGAGGCGAGCUUUAAUGAUGUCAAAGUGCCUUCUCCCAGUGCCUUGCUAGUGGACAACCCCACACCUUUUGGAAACGCCAAGGAAGUGAUCGCAAUCAAGGACUACUGCCCGACCAACUUCACCACCCUGAAGUUCUCCAAGGGCGACCAUCUCUAUGUCUUGGAUGCAUCGGGCGGUGAGUGGUGGUACGCACACAACACCACCGAGAUGGGCUACAUCCCUUCCUCCUACGUGCAGCCCUUGAACUACCGGAACUCCACCCUGAGCGACAGCGGCAUGAUUGACAAUCUUCCAGACAGCCCGGACGAAGUGGCCAAGGAGCUGGAUCUGCUCGGGGGGUGGACGGAUGACCAGAAGGAAUCCGGCAAAGCCUACAGUAAUAACCCUUUCUGGAGUGGGGUACAGACGAACCCCUUUCUGAAUGGGAAUACGCCAGUGGUGGCCGGCUUGGAUGAGCUACACCCCAAAAGUACUGUGGAUUUGUUGCUUUUCGACACUGGCACAUCCUCGUUCACUGAAUCCAGCUCAGCAACCACCAACAGCACCGGCAACAUCUUUGACGAGCUCCCAGCCACAAAUGGACUCCAUGCAGAGCAGCCGGUCAGGCGGGACAACCCUUUCUUCAGAAGCAAGCGUUCCUACAGCCUGUCGGAACUCUCCGUCCUGCAAGCCAAGUCAGACACUCCCGCGACAUCAAGUUUUUUCACAGGCUUAAAAUCACCUGCCCCCGAGCAAUUUCAAAGCCGGGAGGAUUUCCGAACUGCGUGGCUGAACCACCGGAAGCUGGCCCGGUCUUGCCACGACUUGGACCUGCUAGGCCAAAGCCCCGGUUGGGGCCAGACCCAGGCGGUGGAGACGAACAUCGUGUGCAAGCUGGAUAGUUCCGGUGGCGCCGUGCAGCUGCCGGACACCAACAUCAGCAUCCACGUGCCCGAGGGCCACGUUGCUCCUGGGGAGACGCAGCAGAUCUCCAUGAAGGCCCUGCUGGACCCCCCGCUGGAGCUCAACAGCGACAAGUCCAGCAGCAUCAGCCCCGUGCUGGAGGUCAAGCUCAGCAACCUGGAGGUGAACACCUUCCUCAUCCUGGAGAUGAAGGUGUCUGCCGAGGUAAAGAGCGACAUUUUCAGCAAAAGCACGGUAGGCCUCCAGUGCCUGAGGAGCGACUCAAAGGAGGGGCCAUACGUGCCCAUCCCCCUCAGCUACAGCUAUGGGGACACGGUCCAGGUGCAGCUGGACAACCUGGAGCCCUGCAUGUACCUGGCUAUCGUUGCCCAUGGCCCCAGCAUUCUCUACCCUUCCACCGUGUGGGAUUUCAUCAAUAAGAAGGUCACCGUGGGCCUCUAUGGUCCCAAACACAUCCACCCAUCCUUCAAGACCGUGGUGACCAUCUUCGGGCACGACUGUGCCCCCAAAACCCUCCUGGUCAGCGAGGUCACCCGGCAGGCACCCGGCCCGGCCCCCGUGGCGCUGCAGCUGUGGGGGAAGCACCAGUUCAUCCUGGCCCGGCCCCAGGACCUCAAAAUCUGUAUGUUUUCCAACAUGACCAACUACGAGGUCAAGGCCGGCGAGCAGGCCAAAGUGGUGAGAGGCUUCCAGAUGAAGCUGGGCAAGGUGAGCCGCCUGAUCUUCCCCAUCACCUCGCAGAACCCCGGAGAGCUGUCCGACUUCACAUUGAGGGUGCAGGUCAAAGACGACCAGGAGGCCAUCCUGACCCAGUUCUGCGUGCAGACGCCGCAGCCACCCCCAAAAAGUGCCAUCAAGCCUUCCGGCCAGAGGAGGUUUCUCAAAAAGAACGAGGUGGGCAAGAUCAUCCUGUCCCCCUUCGCCGCCACCACCAAGUACCCCACCUUUCAGGACCGCCCCGUGUCCAGCCUCAGAUUCGGCAAGCUGCUGAAGACGGUGGUGCGGCAGAACAAGAACCAGUACCUGCUGGAGUACAAGAAGGGCGACGUGGUGGCCCUGCUCAGCGAGGAGCGAAUCCGCCUGCGGGGCCAGCUGUGGACCAAGGAGUGGUACAUCGGCUACUGCCAGGGCAAGGUGGGCCUGGUGCACGCCAAGAACGUGCUGGUGGUGGGCAGGGCCCGGCCCAGCCUGUGCUCGGGACCUGAGCUGAGCACGUCGGUGCUGCUGGAGCAGAUGCUGCGGCCCUGCAAGUUCCUCACCUACAUCUACGCCUCAGUGCGCACGCUGCUCAUGGAGAACGUGAGCAGCUGGCGCGCCUUCGCCGACGCCCUGGGCUACGGCGGCCUCCCGCUCACCUUCUUCUGUCGGGCGGAGCUGGACAGUGAGCCUGAGCGCGUGGCGUCCGUGCUGGAGAAGCUGAAGGAGGACUGCAACAACCCCGACAACAAGGACCGCAAGUCCUUCCAGAAGGAGCUGGUGAUGGCCUUGCUGAAGAUGGACUGCCAGGGCCUUGUGGUCAGGCUCAUCCAGGACUUCGUGCUCCUGACCACGGCUGUGGAGGUGGCACAGCGCUGGAGGGAGCUGGCGGAGAAGCUGGCCAAGGUCUCCAAGCAGCAGAUGGACGCGUACGAGUCCCCCCACCGCGACCGGAAUGGGGUGGUGGACAGUGAGGCCAUGUGGAAACCCGCGUACGACUUCCUACUCACCUGGAGCCACCAGGUCGGGGACAGCUACCGGGAUGUCAUCCAGGAGCUGCACAUCGGCCUGGACAAGAUGAAGAGCCCUAUCACCAAGCGCUGGAAGCACCUCACGGGCACACUCAUCCUCGUCAACUCGCUGGACAUCCUGCGGGCGGCCGCCUUCAGCCCCGUGGACCACGAUGAUUUUGUCAUCUGAAUGCGGGCCCUGCCCUGCUGUGCCUAGGAUCCCGAGCCCUGGCCCAGGCACGAGCCUGAGCAUCUCUGCUGUUGCCAGGGGCUGCACAGCCGCCCGACAGGCCGCGCCCUGCGCCCCGGGCCACACCUGGGGCCUGGGACCCGGGACCCAGGUUGCUCUGCCGUCCCAGCCAGGGGGUUUCUACUGCAGGUUAUUGCCAAUCAAUAGCUUUCUAUUUGUUGAAGUGUACAUUUAAAUUUAAGAUCACUUAAAAAAAAAAAAGACUGGGGAGGGGUCGUGUGAAAGGUGAUACCUAAUUUUAUAAUGGACCGUGAAGGCUAAGAAAGAAAAACAAACUUAGUAGGCAAAUGCUGUUGAGUUUUUAUGUUGUUUAAAGAACUUUUUAAAUUAUGUGACGAUGUAUAUAGGUAUUUAAAGGCCAUGGGGUAUUUCUGACUCUCAGCCAUUCUGUGCAUUUCCACACUUGGUGGGGCAGGAGAGGCGCCGCUUGGUGUUGGGACCCCACUCCCGGUAUAGACAGGUAGAUUGCGUGGGCAGAGCGGUGCCCCCUCCCCAGAAAGGCCCUGGUCCCCGGCCUCCCCUUACUUUUCUCACCUUCCUCCUCCUGCCUCCUGCUGUCUCCCUGACCGUCCACAGAACACGGGAGCUGUGGUGAGAUUUUGUGGGCAGCUAAAUCCACAGCGGCAACACCCGGUGCGGGUAGCUUGUGUCCGCCGCUAAAGUGAGAAAGCGGCUGGGGCUGCUGCCUGUGUCGGGCAUGGGGAGGGGGUCCUGCAGUGCUAGGGUGCUGGGUGUCCCCCUCGGGCCAGGAGGGCCGUUCCAAGGCAGAGCACAAGCGCCUGCCCUUUCCUUGCCAACACAGAAAGUGUGGCUGAUGUCAUAUGCCACAUGCAAGGGGCCCUUUUCAUCUCAUCCUUCACCUCUGUCCUCCUGGUCCACCCAGGUCUGCUCAGAAGUGAGCCGUAGCAGGGAGACCACUUACUGCAGAGAAAAAAGAUCGUCUAGCAGCUUGAAUGUCUUCUGCAAAUGAAAAUGCUGCCCAUGUCACAUCGGGAGCUCGGUUGCCUUAGUAACCUGUCGGGGGGAGUCAGCUUGAAUCUGCUGCUGAUCCAGUCUCCCAGCGGCUGUGGUGUCUGGGAAAGGGAGCCCAAGGCUGGACCUGUGACCAGCAGAUCAGCAGAGCCAGGCGACCCCAGUGAUGGGUAGAACGCAUGUGUUUGUCUGCAGGGCUGUUGGGUCCUUGGGAAUCCCCAAAUCUUGCGCUCUUAAACUGCUCCUUUGCAACUUGUUAAUACGACUUGGGCAGAUCGGUGGGUGUGUAAUCCCUUGGGGGCUGAAACAUUGUUCCAUAGCUUCUGAUUCAGACACCGAAGACCAACCAACGAGAAGCAAAACACUACACAUCUUAUGCUGCAAGAACCGAGUCACUUGGUCCCCGUCAUCACACAAGAUCACAUAACUCGCUUCUCCUGUAUUCUGCCCAGAGAUCCUCCCGCACCUUUUCCCCAAAGAAGAAACCAGUUGCACCUUAAACCAUGGAUAUUUUUUCCUCAGGGGCUUUAAAAUAGUUUCCUAUGCAACAUGUCUUGUUACACAAAUUAAAUUCUACAAAAGUUGCAGUAAAUUUUAUUGGGAUAUUUUAA